AUGGCUUGGGGCUGGGGGCCCGACCCGACCUGCAUAGCCGGCGAUAUCCCAACACCCCUCCAUUGGCCAUCAAACGAAAACCAUGCUAACGCUAAGCUAGACGAAUCCGAGAGAGCGCACCAGGAGGUGUACAACGGUGAGCAGCACCACGAGGGCAAGUUCUCUCACGAGUUCGCUGCCGGUGCCGCUUCCUUUGCCGGCAUGAAGGCCUACGAGGACCACCAGCGCAAGGAGGGCAAGCCCGUCAGCCACGCCUUCGCCAAGGAGCUCCUCGCUGGCAUCGUCGGCGGCGAGGUCGACAAGCUCGCCGAGAGCAAGGGUAUGGACUGGUUUGACCGUGAGAAGGCCAAGCACCACGCCAAGAAGAACGCCGAGCACAUGUACGAGGAGCGUUACGAGCGUGGCAACUACUAA
Molecule: messenger RNA, 414 nt
Organism: Penicillium expansum
Lineage: Eukaryota; Fungi; Ascomycota; Eurotiomycetes; Eurotiales; Aspergillaceae
Product: DUF3759 domain-containing protein
Exons: 3
Coding region: 1-414 (137 amino acids)
Source: RefSeq, a predicted model, not a curated record